AAAAUUGUGUUUACGUUUGAAAUGUUUUGGAUUUUAAGUCAAAAUUUUUUUAUUGAAAUUAAUUUUGCAGUGAUUUAAGACAAGACAUGAAUCAAAGUAAUGAUAAUAUAAGACAAACAAGACUUGGAAGUCGUAAAACACAAGACAUGAGUGUCACGAUUGAUGUGAACGACGUGUUUGAAGAAGUGGUUAAACAAAAUGAAAGACUUGUCAAAGAAAUUGAAUUUUAUGAAGAAGUGGUCAACGAUUUGGUGAUAAAUGUGAAGAAAUGUAUUGUUUGUCAACAAAAUGAUGUCAUAAAUGACAGAAUCAAUCGAUUGGAGACACACUUGAAGAGUAAGACAAUCGAUAACUCAACUGAUGUUAAAAGUGAUGAAAAAGAUUGCAAUAAAAAUUUAAAAACAAAAGGUUUACAAAAGUUGAAGAAAAUAACUAAAAGAUGUAUUAAAAUGGUUACAGACUCUGAUACCAGUGAUGAGGACAAAGACACGGAUAGAAGUGUGAAAAGAAAUGUAAAAACAUUGAAGAAAACUAAGAAAAAUCCAAAGAAGAAAAAAGAGAAAACCAUUUCAAGAGAUGGACAUAAAGUUAAAAAUGUGAAUCAAAUCAAACCAUACAGUGAUGAGUAUGAAGAAAAAAGACUGAAAUUAAAAGAUGAAACACUUAGCAGUGAUGGUCACUAUUAUUGCCAGACAUGUGAUUAUAAAAGCGUUAGAUUUAUUGAUUUUGAGGCACACGUCAACCGAUAUCAUCUCAACAUUAAUCCAUACAAUUGUGAUAUUUGUGGCAAACAUUUUAGUAGUAAUGACACUUUAAGACGACAUAAGAGUCGCAAACAUUAUUAUGUUGGCCAAGGAUUGGAUCAAUUAAGUGAUAAACGAAAAUCUCAAAUUGCCGAAACAUUAUCGAAAUAUCAAUGUCAAUUGUGUCCACAGUUUAUGAGCAGUCAGUCAAAUGUUAAUCGACACGUAUUGCACGCGCAUCACAAAGUGAAACCAACUAAAACGAUUGCAUGCGAUAUGUGUGACAAAUCGUAUAGUAAUAGUAAUACACUUAUAACACAUAAACGUUUAAAACACGGUAUCGGAGAAAAGUUACCGUUUUAUUACUGCGAUUGGGAGGGCUGUCAGUUUAAGACAGCAAAUAGAUGUAUGGUUUCAGUGCAUAAAAAAAGACAUUUAGGUAUCCGCGACUAUGCGUGUGAUUGGCCCGGAUGUGAGUAUCGGGCAUUCGCCAGAAGUGAUAUUACUAAACAUAGUCAACUCGUUCACAGCAAUAAUUAUGACUACCUGUGCCAAUGGACAGGUUGUGAGUUUCGCACCAAAAGUGAGUAUUGUUUAAAAAGACACACAAAUAAUGUCCAUAAGGAUAUUCCCCGCACACUGUCGUGUCAUUGGCCCGGAUGUGAUAAAUCGUUUAGAUUUCCCGCUGAGUUGACAAAACAUAUGAAAACACAUAACAAACCACAUCUGCCCUGUCCUUACUGUAACAAACUGUUUACGACUAAACAAUAUUUGAGUAAUCAUAUGGGAAUCCAUACGGGAAGUAUACGUGUGUCGUGUCCGGUAAAGGGAUGUAAUAUACAGAUAUCGUCCAAAGCUAAUAUCGGACAACAUUUGAAAGUACAUCACAAGGGAUGGACAGACAUGAAUGAUAGUAAUGAUAAUAUAAGACAUAAUACUAGACUUGGAAGACAUAAAAGACAAGACAUGAGUGUCACGAUUGAUGUGAACGACGUGUUUGAAGAAGUGGUUAAACAAAAUGAAAGACUUGUCAAAGAAAUUGAAUUUUAUGAAGAAGUGGUCAACGAUUUGAUAACAAAUGUUAAGACAUGUAUUGUUUGUCAACAAAAUGAUGUCAUAAAAGACAGAAUCAGUGAAUUGGAGACACACUUGAAGUGUAAGACAAUCGAUAAAUCAAUUAAAGUUAAGAGUGAAUACAAAGACUGCGAUAACAAAUUAAAAACAAAUCUUAAGACAAAAAGAUUACAAAAAUCAAACAAAAGAUGUGUUAAAGAGGUUACAGAUUCUAAUAUCAGUUAUGAUGACAACGAAUCAGAUAGAAGUUGGACAACAAAUUCAAAGGUAAAGACAUCUAUGAAAUCAAAUAAGAGAAACGAGAAAAUUAUAUUAAAAGAUGUCGAGAAAGUUAAAGACAUUAAAAGCAAAACAAUUAAAACUGAAAAACAAAUCAAAUUAUAUAGCGAUGAAUAUGAAGAAAAAAGACAGAAAUUAAAAGAUAAUGGACUUACCAGUGAUGGCAGCUAUCAGUGCCAGACAUGUGAUUAUAAAAGCAUAAAAUUUAUAGAUUUUGAGACACAUGUCAACCGAUAUCAUCUAAACAUUAAGCCAUUCAAGUGUCACAUUUGUGGCGACCAUUUUGUCGGUUACGACAAUUUAAGACGACAUAAAAGUCUCAAACACUAUUAUGUUGGCCAAGCGUUGGAUCAAUUAAGUGAUAAACGAAAAUCUCAAAUCGCCCAAACUUUAUCGAAAUUUCAGUGUCAAUAUUGUCAAAAAUUUAUACACUGCGAGUCAGAUCUCAAACAACACGUGGCGCGCGUGCAUCACAACGUAAAAUCGUCUAAAACUAUUAUUUCAUGCGAUUUGUGUGAAAAAUUUUAUAGUAAUAGGGCUACACUUAUCAAACAUAAACGUUUUUAUCACGGCAUUGGAAAAAAAUUACCGAUAUUUUAUUGCGAUUGGGAGGGCUGUCAGUAUAAAUCAGUAAAUAGUACAAUGCUUGAAGUGCAUAAAAAAAGACAUUUAGGUAUCCGUGACUAUGCGUGUGAUUGGCCCGGUUGUGAAAUACGGACGUAUACUAGUUCUAGUCUUGAAAUCCAUAAGCUAAUUCAUACCGAUAAUAAUGACGACCGGUGCCAAUGGCCCGGUUGUGACUAUAAAGCUAAAAAUAAGUACCAAAUAAAGAAACAUAUGAAAAGAAUUCAUGAGGACAUACCCCGAACACAUGCGUGUCAUUGGCCCGGAUGUGACAAAACGUUUAAAUUUGCCUAUAGUUUGACAAAACAUAUGAAAACACAUAACAAACCACAUCUGCCCUGUCCUUACUGUACCAAACUGUUUACGACUAAACAAUAUUUGAGUAAUCAUAUGGGAAUCCAUACGGGAAGUAUACGUGUGUCGUGUCCGGUAAAGGGAUGUAAUAUACAGAUAUCGUCCAAAGCUAAUAUCGGACAACAUUUGAAAGUACAUCACAAGGGCUGUACCGGCAAAUAG
Oppia nitens is the source of this 3236-nucleotide messenger RNA. RefSeq names its product zinc finger protein 729-like. The record is from RefSeq and is a predicted model, not a curated record. The transcript has 12 exons. Gene Ontology annotation, molecular function: RNA polymerase II cis-regulatory region sequence-specific DNA binding; DNA-binding transcription factor activity, RNA polymerase II-specific. Bases 87 to 3236 code for a protein of 1049 amino acids. Lineage: Eukaryota; Metazoa; Arthropoda; Arachnida; Sarcoptiformes; Oppiidae. Gene Ontology annotation, biological process: regulation of DNA-templated transcription.